AUGAGCAAGAGGAAGCAGGAGACCGGUGAAGAUGUCGUCAAGGACGACGUGGACAUGGACAACGAUAGCGGAGACGACGAGGAUUUCGAUGUUCUCGAUGUCGACUUCGAGUGGUUCGACCCUCAGCCUGAAUAUGAUUUCCACGGCAUCAAGACAUUACUUCAGCAGCUGUUCGAUGUGGACGCUCAGCUAUUCGAUUUGUCUGCAUUGACCGACCUGAUAUUGUCGCAACCCACCCUGGGUUCAACGGUCAAAGUAGAUGGUAACGAGACGGACGCAUACGCCUUUCUAUCCAUUUUGAAUCUUCAAGAACACAGGGACAAGCCGUUCAUGAGCAAGAUCGUGCAAUAUUUACUCUCUAAAGCAAAGUCAAGACCCAUGCUCGCUCCCCUGGCUGAGCUCCUUUCCCAGACCACGAUUCCACAGAUAGGCCUGAUCCUUACCGAGCGUCUGAUCAAUGUUCCGGCUGAAGUUGUCCCUCCAAUGUACACAAUGCUGAUAGAAGAGAUGGAAUGGGCUAUCCAAGACGGCGAACCCUACAACUUCACCCACUAUCUCAUCCUCUCCAAGACAUACACCGAAGUUGCGUCGAAACUUGACGCCGAGAACGAUCCUCCGAAAAAGAAGAAGAAAGCAACAUCCGGCUCAUUCGAGACAAUGACGAGGGGCACUCGGACUCGAAACGAGCAUUCCAAGAGCUGGGAAUUAAACCGCAGGGCCAUGCCAUCCUCAUUGCUGGGGACAAGUUUAAAGAUGCCGUCCAGAAUGUGGCCGAAUAUCUGA
Messenger RNA from Fonsecaea monophora, 783 nucleotides. RefSeq lists its product as hypothetical. The transcript has 4 exons. The record is from RefSeq and is a predicted model, not a curated record. Gene Ontology annotation, cellular component: nucleus. The coding region runs from base 1 to 783 and encodes 260 amino acids. NCBI's taxonomy places the organism in Eukaryota, Fungi, Ascomycota, Eurotiomycetes, Chaetothyriales, Herpotrichiellaceae.